AUGGACACUCAGUCCUCGCUGGACGGGAGGGCUGACCACCUGAAAUACGGGGAGGCUCAGGAGACUCCCCCUCUGAGGAACUAUCUCUGUCUCACCAUGUUCACCUGUUUUUGCCCUGCAUGGCCCAUCAAUAUUGUGGCGCUGGUUUUCUCUCUGUUGGCCCAAAAGAGCUAUGACGAAGAGGACUAUGAUGGCUCCAAGCGUCUGGGUCGGAAAGCUCUCCACUUAGGGAUUGUUUCUUUUGUCAUCGGCCUUGUGAUCGUCACUGCGUACACCGUCGUGCACUUUACCACGGUAUGA
Molecule: messenger RNA, 300 nt
Organism: Centropristis striata (black sea bass)
Lineage: Eukaryota; Metazoa; Chordata; Actinopteri; Perciformes; Serranidae
Product: transmembrane protein 233
Exons: 2
Coding region: 1-300 (99 amino acids)
Cellular component (GO): membrane
Source: RefSeq, a predicted model, not a curated record